AUUAGAUGUACAUGAGAUGUCAGUGUAGCUCGGAGACACUCAGACACAUCUUCAUCUGCAGUUAAAUAGACAAUAGUAACAAACCGCGGAGAUGACGAUCCUGGAGGUGGGCAGUCAGCUGAUAGAGAGCGCAGUUCUGCAGAUGAGCCUGACUUCAGUUCUGCUGACCGCGUCUGUGUUCACACUGACUCUGGGAUACUUCAGCAAACUGCUCUUCACACAGCACAGCUCUGAACACACGAAGUAUCCUCCUCAUAUCCCGUCCAGUUUGCCGUUUCUGGGUCAGGCUGUGGCGUUCGGCAGGAGCCCCAUCGAGUUUCUGGAGAAGGCGUACGAGCAGUAUGGUCCGGUGGUGAGCUUCACUAUGGUGGGAAAGACCUUCACCUACCUGCUGGGCAGCGACGCGGCGGCUCUGAUGUUCAACAGUAAGAAUGAAGACCUGAACGCCGAGGACGUUUACGCCAGACUCACCACACCUGUGUUCGGCAAGGGCGUGGCCUACGAUGUGCCCAAUCCUUUAUUUCUGGAGCAGAAGAAGAUGCUGAAGACCGGCCUGAACAUCGCACAGUUCAAACAACACGUGGAGAUAAUCGAGGAGGAAACCAAAGAUUACUUCAGACGAUGGGGAGAGAGCGGAGAGAGAAAUCUGUUUGAUGCGCUGUCGGAGCUCAUCAUCCUGACGGCGAGUCGGUGUCUGCACGGAUGUGAGAUUCGCAGUCUGCUGGACGAACGCGUCGCUCAGCUUUACGCAGAUCUGGACGGAGGAUUCACACACGCCGCGUGGCUGCUGCCCGGAUGGCUGCCGCUGCCCAGCUUCAGACGGAGAGAUCGAGCACAUCUGGAGAUCAAGAAAAUCUUCUAUAACGUCAUCAAGAAGCGCAGAGAAGAUACCGAGAAACACGACGACAUCCUGCAGACGCUCAUAGACGCCACGUACAAAGACGGCCGUCCUCUGAGUGACGAUGAGAUCGCGGGGAUGCUGAUCGGGCUGUUGUUAGCGGGUCAGCACACCUCCUCCACCACCAGCGCAUGGAUGGGCUUCUUUCUGGCGCGGGAUCGAGCCCUGCAGGAGCGCUGCUACAGCGAGCAGAAGAGCGUCUGUGGAGAAGAGCUUCCACCACUGCACUAUGAUCAGCUGAAAGACUUGAGUUUGCUGGACCGCUGCCUGAAGGAGACGCUGCGACUGCGGCCGCCAAUAAUGACCAUGAUGAGGAUGGCCAAAACCCCUCAGAAAGUGGGUGAAUACACCAUCCCGCCGGGACACCAGGUGUGUGUGUCUCCCACAGUAAACCACCGUCUGCAGGACACAUGGGCUGAGCGGCUGGAUUUUGACCCAGACCGCUACCUGCACGACAACCCAGCGGCCGGAGAGAAGUUCGCCUACAUCCCAUUCGGAGCAGGUCGCCAUCGCUGCAUUGGGGAAAACUUUGCCUACGUGCAGAUCAAAACCAUCUGGUCGACUCUGCUGCGGAUGUUCGACUUUGAGCUGGUAGACGGACACUUUCCACCAGUCAACUACACAACCAUGAUUCACACACCGCACAACCCCAUCAUCAGAUACACACGGAGAAACACACAACCACAGCAGUGAUGGAAACACUCACAUCAUUGCAUUCAGAUCAGCCUUUUCUUAUUUAAUAUGUGGGUCUCGCUUUACAUUGAGCGUAAUGCAGGCAGUGACAUCAGCACACAGCCAACAGUGCAGUCAUUAUGUGUUCAGUACAACACUACAGUUGCACAUUGUUAGUUGAUGUUAACUCGUGCUGCAUUAAUAAUGUUUACAGGCUUGAGUUUGUAUGUUAAUGCAUUAGUGAAUUCUGACCUCUGACUGAUAAACGCUGUAUUGAAGUGUUGUUCAUUAUCAGUUCAUGCCUGUAAAUACAGUCACUAAUGAAAGCUUGCUGUAAAGCGUGACCCUUAUGGGUUUUAUUUGACCUUGAAGUGACCUGUGCUGCAUAAACACUUAUUUUUGUAUGAUGGAAAGCCUGUAAUGCACACUGUAAAUCAACAGUUUCUGUGUUUUGGGUUUAUUUAUGGUUGUGAAUUGCAUUAUGGGAUGUUGAUCUCUGCUCUGUCCACUUCUGAUGUUGAAAAUUCAACUCUACAGUUUAACAAAGUGACUUUUAUUGAUGCUUUAGUAGUUUAAAAUAAUAUAAGAAUAAUAAUAUCUAGAGGAAUAAGUGUGUAAAAUAAGAGUAAAUGUGCUGGAGUUUAUUAUAAGGUUUCUGUAGCGUAAUAUACAACACCAACACACAUUAUAUAACACUGCAGACUAUUACACAUGACAAUAAAAGUCACGUUCUCAGACUUUUUUAGGUUAAAAGUUGCUGGACGAAGGAUCAAGAUCCCACGAUGCAAUUUAAAAGCGUAAUAAACAAGGCAAAAUACAGUGUAUGAAAAGCUUUUAACAAUAAACUCUUGAUGUUUUA
Molecule: messenger RNA, 2429 nt
Organism: Danio rerio (zebrafish)
Lineage: Eukaryota; Metazoa; Chordata; Actinopteri; Cypriniformes; Danionidae
Gene: cyp51a1
Product: cytochrome P450 family 51 subfamily A member 1
Cellular component (GO): membrane; endoplasmic reticulum membrane
Molecular function (GO): sterol 14-demethylase activity; iron ion binding; oxidoreductase activity, acting on paired donors, with incorporation or reduction of molecular oxygen
Source: RefSeq, marked provisional